Molecule: messenger RNA, 6612 nt
Organism: Symphalangus syndactylus (siamang)
Lineage: Eukaryota; Metazoa; Chordata; Mammalia; Primates; Hylobatidae
Product: serine/threonine-protein kinase N2-like
Biological process (GO): protein phosphorylation; signal transduction
Molecular function (GO): ATP binding; small GTPase binding; protein serine/threonine kinase activity
Source: RefSeq, a predicted model, not a curated record
UCGUUCACUGUGGAAAAGAAAUCAAUUUAAGUACACUUGGAAUUGCUUACCCUAAGAAGCCUCUUAGUAAAUAGAUAAUCCAUUCCUAUCUAGCAAUUUAGAGUUGAGUCUAAUGUGGGUGACAUUAAUUUCUUUAGAGCUUACCUGCUCCCCAUUGUUACCAUACCUCUUUAUCUACGUGGUUUCUCUGGAACAAAGUGACAAGGGAGGAAAAACAAGGCUAUUUUGAAUCCACAUCUACCUUAAACCUUUUACUAAGCACCCCAUGGCAUCCAUGAGAUAUUAACAGAUAAUGAAAUAAAGGCUUAUAAGUUAAUCACUUGCCCAAGAUCACAGACAAUGAACAGCAGACAGAACUCUGGUCCUCUAAGGCCAACCAUAUUCAAAAUCUCUCUGGUACUGAAAGCUCUGUCUCACUUCAUUAAACAAUCAGUUGUAUUUAUGCAGUGCUACACAGUUUUCAAACUUUUCAAACAUAUCUGUCUGGGGAAGAACAGAUUUUGGGGGAAAGGAGGAUUCAAGAUCUUCUGAUAACCUCAAGUUCCCAUUCUAGUAAAAAGCACAUAGGAUUAUAACAAUGCUGAAAACUGUGCCAACAAGUAUUCACAGCUGAGAAGAUGGUCUGAAUUUAUUUAUCCAGAAGAGAUAAUUUAUGUAAAGAUAUUCACAAGCUGAAUGCAAAAAUGGUUAUGUACCUUUGAGACUUUUCACUUAAUAUUUACCAAAGCAACUCCUUAUACCAGUAGUAUGUUUUCAUUUAAAAAGUAUCUCACUAUACAAUAAAAAGCACCCAGCUUAGCCACUUAAACACUGGUAAUGUGAUCAAUGUUUAACACUUAAAUUUUCAGUGGUCUAAAUCAAGUUUUUGUAAAAACUUUUUUUUUUUUUUUUCAGAGGGAGUCUCACCCUGUCGCCCAGCCUAGAGUGCAGUGGGGCGAUCUCGGCUCACUGCAACCUCUGCUGCCCAGGUUCAAGAGAUUCUCCUGCCUCAGCCUCCUGAGCAGCUGGGAUUUACAGGCGCCUGCCAUGGCGCCCGGCUAAUUUUUUUUUAUUUUUAGUAAAGACGGCAUUUCACCAUCUUGGCCAGGCUGGUCUUGAACUCCUGACCUCGAGUGAUCCACCAACCUCAGCCUCCCAAAGUGCUGGGAUUACAGGAUUGAACCACUGCACCCAACCAUAGCUGGGUUUUCUCAAUCUGUAGAUGGCUUUCUAAAAACCUCUCAGCUGCCCUCUCUUCGAAUAUUGUUUCUACCCGAUUCUUUCUUUCUCCCUGUCAUUCUCACAUCAGACCUGUGUUAGUCCUUUUCAUUCUGUCCUCCAUGGUUCUCAAACUGUCCUGUUUCUCAUCUUGUUUUCUGUCUAUGCUUUAUUCUUGUGGUUUCCUCAGGUUUAUCUUUAAAUUCACUAUUCUGUCUUAGGCCAUAUCUUACCUUCUGUUUUUAGAAGCAAGGUAGUUCUUCCAGAAAAGAACUGCACUUGGUUCCACUAGGCAAGCAGUACUACUACCAGCCUGGGAUCACUUUAAACUACAUUUUUGAUGGUAUGUUUUUUAGACAACAUAGAUUGUGUGAAUUUGGGUUACAAACCAUGUGAGGGCCAGUGUAUAGUUGCAAAUUCCCAAAGGAGACUUUCCCUGUAUACUCGGUGAUAUGGUUUAUAUCUCAUCUUGACAAAUCUCAUCUUGAAUUGUAGCUCCCAUAAUUCCCAUAUGUUAUAGGAGGGACCUGGUGGGAGAUAACUGAAUCAUGGGGGCAGUUUCCCCCCAUACAGUUCACUUGGUAGUGACUAAAUCUCAUGAGAUCUGAUGGUUUUAUAAGGGGUUUCCCUUUUUGCUUGGUUCUCAUUCUCUCGUUUACUGCCAUGUAAGACACGGCUUUUGCCUUCCACCAUGAUGGCAAGGCCCUCCCAGCCACGUGGAAAUGUGAGUCCAUUAAACCUCUUUUUCUUUUAAAUUACCCAAUCUCAGGUAUGUCUUUAUCAGCAGUGUCAAAACAGACUAAUACAGUCAGUGACUCCAGAUAGUAUGUGUCCUCACUGUCCCCUGGGGAGAGGGGCAGGGAGCAUGUUUAUUUGUAGGGUAUAGGCUUUGGGGUCCAGGGUUUAUAUGUGGGGGUGGGGUUUCUAUUAAAUCACAACCUGGUUGGGCCCUAGUCUUUGUCUCUGUUUUUCCAUACCCUGCAAGACCUUGAGCACCCAGGCUCAAAUUCAUGGCAAAUAUCCUCAAUGCAAAAGUUGUCUCUGCUUUUGUUUCUGGGUGCCUGUCUCGAUUCAGUUUUUAAUCUGAGGAUUCCUUACUUUCUUGCCAGCUUGGAGACAUAUUUAUGAUGGUGAAUUUUUUGUUUGUUUUCAUUUUAUCAAUCAUUUUAAUUGUUUUUAAUGGAAAUGAGUCAAACUGUAUAUAUAACCCACCCUUAUUUUUUAAAAAUUCACAAGAACAAUGAGAAGAUAAUAUAACAUGAACAUAGGUGCUGCUGCUAUGGAAAAUUACAGAAACCCACUAGAGUGAGCAAUGGAUGGAGCUGAGGCAGAGCCACAGCUGCCUUUCUCAGGAUGUCAGCUGUUGCUAGGGAGACCAGCUGAAUAGAGGGCAAUUACCUAAGGAAGACUCUGAGGAGAACUUUGAGAAACUGGUCAGCAGGUUAUAAGAACACAUGCAUCUUGUUUUAUGAUUGACAAGUGUUUCUGUAAUAUCUGCAAGACCAGCCUCUAAGUAAGCGUGGUUUACUCUUUUAUUCAGCAAUAACUUAAUGUGUCCACACCAUUCCUGGCUCUAGAUGCUUAGUGAAUGUUCGAUGAAUUCUCUGAAUUUGCAGAGACAUGAAAAAAGGCAUCCAAGUGGGCAGCCUUGAUUAACUGGUCAUCCAUGUCAUUGACUCCAAGUUUUAAAAAAAAUGCAAUAGGCGGCCACAAUGGUCAGAACACAGAAGCUUGAGGCAGAUUCUGGUGUCACCCAGAGCGACUAGACCAACAUUCCGGUGUGGGCAGUGGUGGCGGCCGGCAGGCAGUGAGAGGAAGCCCGCUACAAGUGCCCUCGUUCCCCGCCUCUCUCGAUGAACCGGAGGGAAUAAGCCGCUCCUCCCGCAGGGGCUGCGCCUCCAUGAAUCCCUAGUUGUUUUUUUUUGCUUUCUCUCCCCUCUCCUCACCCCCACUCCGAGCUCCGUCCCGCCUUCUCCCUUCGCCAGUGGCGGCCGAAUCCAUGUGCGGAGUCCAUACCAGCGCAAUGGCGUCCAACCCCCAACGGGGGGAGAUUCUGCUCAGGGAACUGCAGGGGGAUUCCCGAAGUCUUCCGUUUCCUGAGAAUGUGAGUGCUGUUCAAAAAUUAGACUUUUCAGAUACGAUGGUGCAGCAGAAAUUGGAUGAUAUCAAGGAUCGAAUUAAGAGAGAAAUAAGGAAAGAACUGAAAAUCAAAGAGGGAGCUGAAAAUCUGAGGAAAGUCACAAGAGAUAAAAAAAGUUUGUCUUAUGUAGACAACAUUUUGAAAAAAUCAAAUAAAAAAUUAGAAGAACUACAUCACAAGCUGCAGGAAUUAAAUGCACAUAUUGUUGUGUCAGAUCCAGAAGAUAUUACAGAUUGCCCAAGGACUCCAGAUAUUCCAAAUAGUGACCCUCGUUGUUCUACUAGCAACAAUAGAUUGAAGGCUCCCUUCGUCAGCGGCGGUCGCGUCCAGGUGCGGAGUCCAUACCGGAGUGCAAUGGCGUCCAACCCCCAACGGGGGGAGAUUCUGCUCAGGGAACUGCAGGGGGAUUCCCGAAGUCUUCCGUUUUCUGAGAAUGUGAGUGCUGUUCAAAAAUUAGACUUUUCAGAUACGAUGGUGCAGCAGAAAUUGGAUGAUAUCAAGGAUCGAAUUAAGAGAGAAAUAAGGAAAGAACUGAAAAUCAAAGAAGGAGCUGAAAAUCUGAGGAAAGUCACAAGAGAUAAAAAAAGUUUGUCUUAUGUAGACAACAUUUUGAAAAAGUCAAAUAAAAAAUUAGAAGAACUACAUCACAAGCUGCAGGAAUUAAAUGCACAUAUUGUUGUGUCAGAUCCAGAAGAUAUUACAGAUUGCCCAAGGACUCCAGAUAUUCCAAAUAGUGACCCUCGUUGUUCUACUAGCAACAAUAGAUUGAAGGCUCCCUUCGUCAGCGGCGGCCGCGUCCAGGUGCGGAGUCCAUACCGGAGUGCAAUGGCGUCCAACCCCCAACGGGGGGAGAUUCUGCUCACGGAACUGCAGGGGGAUUCCCGAAGUCUUCCGUUUUCUGAGAAUGUGAGUGCUGUUCAAAAAUUAGACUUUUCAGAUACAAUGGUGCAGCAGAAAUUGGAUGAUAUCAAGGAUCGAAUUAAGAGAGAAAUAAGGAAAGAACUGAAAAUCAAAGAGGGAGCUGAAAAUCUGAGGAAAGUCACAAGAGAUAAAAAAAGUUUGUCUUAUGUAGACAACAUUUUGAAAAAAUCAAAUAAAAAAUUAGAAGAACUACAUCACAAGCUGCAGGAAUUAAAUGCACAUAUUGUUGUAUCAGAUCCAGAAGAUAUUACAGAUUGCCCAACGACUCGCAGAUCGCAGCAAAGGUUUCAGUUUAAUCUGCAAGAUUUCAGGUGUUGUGCUGUCUUGGGAAGAGGACGGUUUGGAAAGGUGCUUUUAGCUGAAUAUAAACACACAAAUGAGAUGUUUGCUAUAAAAGCCCUAAAGAAAGGAGAUAUUGUGGCUCGACAUCAAGUAGACAUCCUGAUGUGUGAAAAAAGAAUUUUUGAGACUGUGAAUAGCGUAAGGCAUCCCUUUUUGACGAACCUUUUUGCAUGUUUCCAAACCAAAGAGCAUGUUUGCUUUGUAAUGGAAUAUGCUGCCGGUGGGGACCUAAGGAUGCACAUUAAUACUGGUGUCUUUUCUGAACCAACAGCUGUAUUUUAUGCUGCUUGUGUAGUUCUUGGGUUGCAGUAUUUACACGAACACAAAAUUGCUCAUAGAGAUUUGAAAUUGGAAAACUUAUUGCUAGAUACAGAGGGCUUUGUGAAAAUUGCUGAUUUUGGUCUUUGCAAAGAAGGAAUGGGAUACAGAGAUAGAACAAGCACAUUUUGUGGCACUCCUCUAUAUCUUGCCCCAGAAGUAUUAACAGAAAUUUCCUAUACAAGGGCUGUAGAUUGGUGGGGCCUUGGCGUGCUUAUAUAUCAAAUGCUUGUUGGUGACUAUCCCUUUCUUGGUGAUGACGAAGAGAAACUUUUUGACAGUAUUGUAAAUGACGAAGUAAACUAUCCAAGGUUCUUAUCUACAGAAGCCAUUUCUAUAAUGAGAAGGCUGUUAAGAAGAAAGCCUGAGCGGCGCCUUGGGGCUAGCAAGAAAGAUGCAGAAGAUGUAAAAAAGCACCCAUUUUUCCGGCUAAUUGAUUGGAGCGCUCUGAUGGACAAAAAAGUAAAGCCACCAUUUAUACCCACCAUAAGAGGACGAGAAGCUGUUAGCAAUUUCCAUGAUGAAUUUACCUCAGAAGCACCUAUUCUGACUCCACCUCGAGAACGAAGGAUACUUUCGGAAGAGGAGCAGGAAAUGUUCAGAGAUUUUGACUACACUGCUGAUUGGUGUUAAGUUGCUAGACACUGCGAAACCAAGCUGACUGACUCACAAGAAGACCUCUUAAAAAUAGCAAGCCUUCAUUUGCUCUCUGUGCCACCAAUAGCUUCUGAGUUUUGUUUUGUUUUUUUUUUUUUAAUUGAAACACGUGAAGAUUUGUUUAAAAGUACCAUUCUAAUACUUCUUCAAAAGUGGCUUCUCAUUGUACUUCAGCGUAAAUAUGAGCACCGGGAACAGUUUCAUGGAGUUUAAGUUGAGUGAACAUCGGCCAUGAAAAUCCAUCACAAAUACUUUUGGAUCAAUAGUCUAUUUUAAAAAAGAAAGGAAAAAACCACUUGUUUGCAGUCCCUAGCUUUGCCAUAUGCCCGCCUUAAGUGGACGGAAAAUUAAUCACUUAACUAUGUCUUACAAAAAGAAAAAAAGGGCUUGGAAUGCUUUUUGUAAAACAUAGUUAAGUGAUUAAUUUUCCUUCCACUUAAGGCGGGCAUAUGGCAAAGCUAGGGACUAUAAAAAAGUGGUUUUUUCCUUUCUUUUUAAAAAUAGACUAUUGAUCCAAAAGUAUUUGUGAUGGAUUUUCAUGGCCGAUGUUCACUCAACUUAAACUCCAUGAAACUGUUCCCGGUGCUCAUAUUUACGCUGAAGUACAAUGAGAAGCCACUUUUGAAGAAGUAUUAGAAUGGUACUUUUAAACAAAUCUUCACGUGUUUCAAUUAAAAAAAAAACAAAACAAAACUCAGAAGCUAUUGGUGGCACAGAGAGCAAAUGAAGGCUUGCUAUUUUUAAGAGGUCUUCUUGUGAGUCAGUCAGCUUGGUUUCGCAGUUAACACCAAUCAGCAUGUUAGGGUCACUAUACCUCAGGAAUAGCAAGCUGUUAAGUAACCAUACUGAAUUAACUAAUCACAGUGAGCUCAUCUCUUAAAAAUUGUUCAGGUGUAAAUCUUACGAGAAACAUGAAAAAGCACACUGAUUUAUGGAGAGUUGAGCUAAAAACAUUUAUAAAUAUUUGCUGGGAUGUUUUAGCAUCUUUUCAUUGUACUCUGAGAGCAAUUAAAAUUGUCCAGAGAUCAUUUAUAUUA